GCCGAUUUUACCCAACUCGUCGACGCGCCCUCGGGUACGUCUCGCCGACAGGGAUUUAGAUUGCUCGCAGCGACGUGACGCAGCCUCAGGAUAAAUUAAUCCACGCCAGCCAGGGGUGGGUGGUGGGAGUGGGAGCGAGAGAGAGGGGGGGGGGAAACGGCGGCGCAGACAACUUCGAGACGCGGCUGGCUGAGCGCAACUUGCGUUGGCGAAAGCCGCAUGCGCUGCCUAUUGGCUGCGAUACCCGGGCCGCGGGAUUCCAGAACCUCGCUUGACAUGUUUCAGUCGUCUGCUCCCGCGCGCAUCGCGAUCGGAUGAUGGCUCAGGGGGGCCCACGAUGCGACAAAGGCGCCGCUCGUCGGCGUGUGAUGGACAGGCGGGCGGGCGCGGCACGGGCGGGUCGACGCCGACGCCUCCUCUUCGUCACACCCUGGCCCUCUGCACCUGGCGAUUCACGGCUCGACCGGUGGGCUCGUACCUUGCCCCUCUAUAUCGCCCUCGUAUGAUAUUGCUGCGUCUUCCGUCGACGGCGCCUGGGCGGGGUAUGUAGCACCAGCGGCGUAGCCGGUGUGAUCGUCUUGCCGUAUCGACCGGUCUCUUGCAUGAUAACUCGAGCGAGGUUGGCGUCCCGAUUGGCGUCGUUAGGCUUCUGCUGGCUGUUUUCCGACGACCCGAGUGCGCGCGCCAGGUUGGGAGCGCCUGGCGUCCGGGACCGACUGCGAUGCCGCGAUGCAAUGUUGCUGGGGCAGUCUCACAAUCUGCCAUUCGCGCCGAAUACGGCCCACGGCGCCACUCGAGCGACCCCAGCAUUGACAACAAGACGGCAAAGUGUUGCGCAGCCGCUCAUCGAGAGCGACUGCAUUACGCCACCUCUCUCGCUCCUGGGGCCUCAACCCAUGCGUGCUCGCUCUCGCGUGGAGGAGGCGUCAUUUCGCUCGAGAAGACGACGAGGGGCUCGUCGACCGGGUUCGACGGCGGCUAGUGCCGGCAAGCGAAAGUGCGGAGGCUCUCUAAAAAGCCGGCACAAGUCCGAAGCAGGGUGGUUCAGGAGGCUGUCGGCGGGUCUCCGGAGCUGGUCUGCUGGAGGGUGGAUUAGAGUGAGAUGGGUCAUCAACGGGAGCAUGGAGCUGAUGCUUGUAUGUAUACCCAUACGUCUCACGACUUGAACUACCGUCCCCGGCCAAGAAUCUGCCUUCUGGGCCGAGGUCUGACGCAUUCUUCACGCUUCCCGGCGAGCGAAGCAGUGCCA
Messenger RNA from Durotheca rogersii, 1249 nucleotides. RefSeq lists its product as uncharacterized. NCBI's taxonomy places the organism in Eukaryota, Fungi, Ascomycota, Sordariomycetes, Xylariales, Xylariaceae. The coding region runs from base 603 to 1166 and encodes 187 amino acids. The transcript has a single exon. The record is from RefSeq and is a predicted model, not a curated record.